Sesamum indicum (sesame) is the source of this 1895-nucleotide messenger RNA. RefSeq names its product Polyketide cyclase / dehydrase and lipid transport protein. Lineage: Eukaryota; Viridiplantae; Streptophyta; Magnoliopsida; Lamiales; Pedaliaceae. The record is from RefSeq and is a predicted model, not a curated record.
UAAAGUGCGCUUUUAGUUAUCGCGUUUCUUGGAAUGAAUUAGCUUGCAGGCCGCCUGAAGAUUGGCUGCUUCACAGCCACAAUUCCGGUCUCAUCCGCCGCCGUCUCUCUCCGCCUGUACACUUUUUCCGACGAACUACUGCCUCCAGUUACUUCUGUUUUCCUCUGCUCUUCAAAAUGAGAAAUUUUAACUACUGGGAAAAUGAUAUUCGUGUGAUGCUUGGUCUUGAAAGCACAGUAUCUUUGCUCCAGCAUCUGUAAUGUCUUCUGGGCUCUCCACCUCAUGUAAUAACCACCGAGGGUUUUGACAAUGCAUACACACUCAUCUUAGCAGAAAUGCAAUCUUACUGCAACAUUCAAUUAAUUACUAGUCAGUCCAUUUUGAGCAGCUUCUUGGAACAAAUGACUCCACUGUUCUCUACAACUGCAACUCUGUCAUGUGCUUCCACCACUACAAGUCCCAAAUUAUCCAUUGCAAAGUCUCUGUUCAACAGCAGAUGCCCUAAUCGAACUGGGCCCUUUGUUGUAUUGGAAGCAGAAUCUGCCUUUCUAGCCAAUACACCAAGGAAAUGGAAGCCCUAUGAACUUUCCAAUGUUCGGUUUCUUCAACAGAAAAAGCCUUUGGUUGUUUGCAUCUCCUACUCUUGUACUAGGAUUCUGUCUUCUCAAACUAGGGCUUACUUUGGGGGUGAUUCUGGAAAUACUCCAGAGGCUGAGAAUGAUGAUAAUGGUAGUGGUGAUGAGCGCAGUGAACAGGACGCGUGUGACCCUCCACCCGAUUUUGAACUUCUAGAUGAUGGCAUUGAGAUAGCAAUAGAAAAGACAGGCAAGAACAGCAGGAGAAUUACAUCAAAGGUAGCUGUGCAGGCCAGCCUCCAAACAGUUUGGGAUAUAUUAACCGACUAUGAAAGAUUGGCUGAUUUUAUUCCAGGCCUAGCAGUAAGCCAGUUGCUUGAGAAGAGAGAUAAAUUUGCUCGUCUAUUUCAGAUUGGCGAGCAGAAUUUGGCAUUUGGGCUGAAAUUUAAUGCAAAAGGCAUUAUUGAUUGUUUCGAGAAAGAUCUUCAGACUCUUCCUUUUGGUCAAAAGCGUGAUAUUGAGUUCAAGAUGGUCGAGGGUGACUUCCAACUCUUUGAAGGGAAGUGGUCUAUUGAACAGGAGGUGAAGCAGAAUCCUGGAGAUUCACAGAGUGAUUCUGUAAUUGGCGAAGAAUAUCAAACAACGCUUCUGUAUAUUGUACUGGUGAAACCUAAAGUGUGGUUGCCCGUGCGCCUUGUUGAGGGUAGACUCUGCAAGGAGAUCAGAUCAAACCUGUCAUGCAUACGGGAAGAAGCUGAGAAAGCUUUUCAGAAUACAAAUUUUGCUUUGUAGUAGAUUUGCAUGUCUGCAGUAGAAUUGUUUGUCUUCAUUCAUUGUUCAAGGAUCAGUAAUCCCAGAAAUUGAGCAUGCCCCGGAUGUCACAUUGUUCUCAAAUGGCUACAUUGACUUGCUGCAAGGCUUGCCAAUUGCAAAGAACAAGGGCACGACAGCAUUUUCCUGUGUACUCUGACUACAGAGCUUGCAUUGAGCUGUAUUGAAGAGAAUACGCUCUUGAAUUUCACUUGGCGGAUGCAUUGCCAGAGAAUCCAACGGUACAUCAGAUUGACUCACUGCAGUGAGAAUACUUGAUUAGGAACCUGCUGUCUAUUCUAUUUACAGUAUUACUUGUUUAUUCUAGCUUGUAAGUUGUAUGUAUUAUUUCAUUAUUUGGUUUAUACGUUAGGGUUUUAAGUUAGUACAAAUGCUGUUUCACAAAUGUAAAAAAACAAAAGAAAGGGAAGAAGAGGGAACUUAUUAUGAGAAGUUUCCAUUUCAUAACGGUAAUUGUUUGAGAAAACCACUCCUUAUUAUUGUUCUGAA